AUGCUUGAAGUGGAAAUUACUCAACAGCGUUCCAUUCAUACAGCAAAAUGGGAAAUUGUACUUGGUAUGAAUUUAUAUCAGGUUAUUAAACUACUGAAACUGAAUGAUGAUCAAGUAAAAUCAGUAACAUUAGUUUACAACGAUAAAGAUCCAUUGAGUGCCGAUUACACAUUGAAUUUAUCAAAUGAUAGCAUUCUUUUGCAUUUUGACUCUGUCACACGUCAAAGUCUUAAAUUGAUUGAAUUAUAUGACCUAAAAAAAGUUAAAUUGAAAUACUUUGGUCAGUGCUUUAACAGUCCACAAGUUAUUCCUACUAUUGAUAUUGUCAACAGUGUUUUUGGGCCUACACGUCCGGGAGAUUAUAAUCGUGAAAGCCAGUCGUUUUUGAUGCAUUUUCCUGGUUUAACAUUUUUUUUCAAUCAAAUUGGACCACAAGUUGAAGCAAAAUCAAUGCAUGGACUUAGUUCAUUACAAUUUCCUGAUGGUCAAUCACCGGUUGUCAGUAAAAUUUAUAUUUAUGCUGGAAAUGUUCCUCUUGAAUUUAUUGUUCCUCCAUUACCCGUUCAGUGUUUUAAUCGUUCAGUAUUUCUUGACAAACUAAGUAAUUUAACCGAAAAUCAAAAGACAAUUGGUAUUGCUUGUCGACUAAUUGUGGAAGCACAUGCAGCAAAAUCCUAUGAUGCUGAUAAUCAUGCUGAUUAUCUUGAUGCCACUGUACAUUUUGACGAUACAUGUCAGGAUGUUUUAUCUGUUAUUGGUAGUCCAAAUGGUGUUUACUAUAAAACAGAAGAUAAAAUAAAAAUUCAUAAUCCAUCGUCAAUCAAUUUAUCUACUCAGAGAAGUCAAGAAAAUUCAGACUAUUUUUUUAAUUAUGUUAAUUUUGGAUUGGAUAUUUUAUUUGAUGGAAUGAAUCAUACAGUGAAAAAAUUUAUUUUACAUACUAAUUUUCCUUGUCAUUAUUUAUUUGAUAGUUAUUUUCCAUGUAAUUUUGAAUUAACUGUUAAAAAUUAUUCAACAGGAAAAGAUCUGAUCGUUACGCCAUCAACACGGUGGCCUGCCAUACAAGAAAUAUUUGAUAAGCAUUUGAAACCAUGUAUUUUAAAUCGUUCAUCAUCUAUAAAUACUACAAAUCCAUUUGGUCCAACAUUUUGUCAUCUUGUCAAUGAUAUGAUAUUUGAAGUAAUGAAUAAUGGUUAUUGUGCAUCCGUUAUAUUCAUUAAUCAUAAAGACUAA
Didymodactylos carnosus is the source of this 1233-nucleotide messenger RNA. NCBI's taxonomy places the organism in Eukaryota, Metazoa, Rotifera, Eurotatoria, Philodinida, Philodinidae. The record is from the annotation of a GenBank genome assembly.